This is a messenger RNA of Kwoniella shivajii, 720 nucleotides long. RefSeq lists its product as uncharacterized. The transcript has 7 exons. The coding region runs from base 1 to 720 and encodes 239 amino acids. NCBI's taxonomy places the organism in Eukaryota, Fungi, Basidiomycota, Tremellomycetes, Tremellales, Cryptococcaceae. The record is from RefSeq and is a predicted model, not a curated record.
AUGUUGAUACCGGUUCCGUCAAGGUUAUAUUCCCCACAAUCAGAUACAAAGCUAGCAGGUUUGAGGGUAAGCGUAAAAGACAUAUUCGAUAUCAAAGGCCUUAUCACUACCGCUGGAAGAAGGGUAUUUUCAGCAUGGAAAGAUAAAGCCAUGGACACAGCAGAUUGCCUCAGAAUCCUGGAAGAUGCCGGCGUCGCAAUUGUUGGCAAAGUCAAAACCUCACAGAUUAGACACCGACGGAUCAAUAAGGCAUCCGAGCUUGGUUUUAUGGAGGGUAAUAUCCUAGGAGACGAUGAGAUACCAAAGGCGAUUGAAGCAUCACUACCUUUGGCUCAUAGGGUAAGAGAAGCUUUUAAAGUGGUCCAAAACCAGAAGUGGGGCAACAAGGAAUUUGACGCAGCCAAAAGGAGAUUCAAUGAAGAUGGUAACUGGUUCUUGAAACUAUUGAGAGAUAACGCUGAGAACGAAAUGAACUCCAUCAUGUACGCUGAACUGACCGCAUUGGAUUGGAUACCGAUUUAUCGCGAAAAACGACUGAAUGACAUCGCUCGUGCUAUUGCCAAAAGAACAAGUCCCCUGGGACCCUAUAUUCCGGCUAGUGUGGGUGGAUGUCCUCAUUUUAUCAUGCCGAUAGGUCAGACCGCGUUUCAAAGUCCUGUAUCUCACACCAGAACAAUGGCAAAGGGUUUGCGUAAGUCUAGUAGGACCACCAAGCUCUGA